Molecule: messenger RNA, 850 nt
Organism: Arabidopsis lyrata subsp. lyrata
Lineage: Eukaryota; Viridiplantae; Streptophyta; Magnoliopsida; Brassicales; Brassicaceae
Exons: 1
Coding region: 164-673 (169 amino acids)
Source: RefSeq, a predicted model, not a curated record
CUAUAAAAAUGAUGAUCACAACACAUUUCUCCUUCAAUCACAAAAUUUCACAAAACCCUUUCAGAAUUUCUCGACAAGCUGAUCAAAACCCAGAAUUCAGUUUUCAUAAAAGUUACAUCUUUUUUUUUUGUUCCUUCUCUUUACGUACGCUCUGUUUUCAUCAAUGGCGUCAAGGAAGCUUUUUUUUGUCAAGCCUAAAUACAUAUAUCCAGAACCAGAACCAGAGAUGUCCGAUGAGAAUGUCUUUGAAUUCGACGAAUCUGAUAUUCAUAACUUAGGCGAUCAUCAAUUGCCGAAUUCAUUCGACGCUAAGAGAUCGAUAUCUAUCUCUCGAUUAAGGAGAAAACCGGCGAAAACCGGAGAUUCCGUCGGUUCUGGAAACCGGGAAAUCACAAAGACCGGUUCGCUUCCGGUUAAUAUCCCCGACUGGUCUAAGAUCUUGAAGAGUGAGUAUAGAGGUCAUGCGAUACCUGACGAUGACAGUGAUGAUGAUGACGAGGAAGAUGACGACAUCAACGACGGUGGAAGACGGAUCAUUCCGCCGCACGAGUAUUUAGCGCGGCGGAGAGGAUCGUCGUUCACGGUGCAUGAAGGAAUCGGUGGAACGGCGAAAGGAAGAGAUCUAAGGCGAUUGAGGAACGCUAUUUGGGAGAAGAUUGGGUUUCAAGAUUAAUAAUAUAUUAAGUAUGUAAUUAAUUAUAACUCUAUAGGUAAUCUAUGAAUUACUUAGAUCUUAAGGAAGGACUUCGUGUUUUUAAUUAGGGGGUUUAGAGGAUCGUUAUCGUUUCGGUCCGAAGGAGGAUUUUUCCCAUAUCCUUUUGACUUUUUUUCUCUCUUUCUUUUUUUUUUU